This is a messenger RNA of Heteronotia binoei (common prickly gecko), 2285 nucleotides long. It is a transcript of the gene NT5C3B, whose product is annotated as 5'-nucleotidase, cytosolic IIIB. Lineage: Eukaryota; Metazoa; Chordata; Lepidosauria; Squamata; Gekkonidae. Bases 7 to 891 code for a protein of 294 amino acids. Gene Ontology annotation, cellular component: cytoplasm. Gene Ontology annotation, molecular function: magnesium ion binding; 5'-nucleotidase activity. The transcript is spliced from 8 exons. The record is from RefSeq and is a predicted model, not a curated record.
UCUUAUAUGUCCCUCUCCCCUCAGGUGCCUGAGCUGGAGAAAGCCACUGUCCGGAUGAAAGAUGCCGAACACGUGAAAAAGGUUCUCUCAAGGCUCAGAAAAGGGGGAGCCAACCAACUUCAGGUCAUUUCUGAUUUUGACAUGACUCUAACUCGGUUUGGGUUCAACGGACAGCGCUGCCCCACCUCUCACAAUAUUAUAGAUAACAGCCGGGUCAUCAGUGAAGAAGGCAAGAAAAAGCUAAAAGAUCUGCUCCACUAUUACUAUCCGAUUGAAAUCGACCCCUACCGGACUGUGGAGGAUAAGCUGCCCCACAUGGUAGAAUGGUGGACAAAGGCCCACAAUCUCUUGUCUCAGCAGAAGAUUCUGAAAAGCGACAUCGCUCAGAUGGUGAAAGAGUCGGACGUCAUGCUCAGAGAUGGGGUCAGCGUUUUCUUCAAUCAGCUGUACCAGAGCCGGGUUCCCCUGUUCAUCUUCUCUGCCGGUGUGGGUGACGUGCUGGAGGAGAUCAUCCGCCAGGCGGGUGUGUUCCAUCCCAACGUUCACGUGGUCUCCAACUACAUGGACUUUGAUGACCAAGGAGUCCUGAGGGGUUUCAAAGAGCCCUUGAUUCACACCUACAACAAGAACAACACCGUGUUGGAGAACACGGAGUAUUUCCAGCAGCUCUGCUCGAGGACCAACAUCUUACUUCUCGGGGACUCCAUGGGUGACCUCAGCAUGGGCGAUGGGGUUGCUGACGUGGAGAAUAUCCUCCGAGUCGGCUUCCUGAAUGACAAGGUAGAGGAACGGCGAGAAAAGUACAUUGAGGCCUACGAUGUUGUGUUGGAGAAGGACGAGACGCUGGAUGUGGUCAACGGCAUUCUCCAGUUCAUCGUGGCCAAAACCUGAAUUUUGCAGCCCAAGGCCCUCCUAAAGACAACACUGCCUCUUGUGGAGGAUAGAUAUGAUGUGUACGUGUGUGUGUGUGUGAGUGAGAGAAAGAGAGUGGAUCCCUAAGUUUGCUUCUCUCUCUUAAUGUCUCACAGAUCUACACCCUACUUUCAGAACUGUAGAAUCAAUGCUGGGGCAAGUGGAGGAAUAUCCUAUUUCUUCAACCACUGUGCUCUCCAUUAAAGUUGAAUCCCAGUUUCGAGGCAUUGAGCUGGGGCUGAAAGGUUUCCAGGCCAGGCCGGGAUUCCCCCACCCCGGAGGUUCCCAACCAUCCCCCGAUAUCGUCACAGUGACAUCGCAACGUUGGGCGCUGGCCGCUCUAGGAGCUUCCAGGGAAACUCUAUGGUUUUCCGAGAUGCUCCAGCAAUUUGGGAGGGGAAACUCUAUGUACCAUAGAGUUUUCCCUCCCAAACUGCUAGAGCGUCCAGGAAAACCAUAGAGUUUUCCCAGAAGCUGCUAGAGCAGCUGGCACACAAUGUCACCGGUGUAAUGUCACUGCGAGUAACUUCAUCAUGCCAUGCGCAAACAGUCCCCCGCUGGAGGCUGCAGGGGACUUGGCAACCCUAUGUUGAGCAGUCGGGCAUACCGCAUUUCAUUGUAUUUAUCUGUUCUCAGAAGGGAACCAGCCGCGUUUAAACUGCAGUUUGUACUAACGCUGGCUCUCUAGUAACCAUUUUAGAGUUGAGCACUCAGUGAUGCCCAGUUUGUGGUAUGUCAGUUGUCUGGCCCGGUCCUUACGUACACAAAGCUAGGCUGUUUGCACGCCCAUUCGAUUUGCACUGUGGUCGGGCCCAUGGUCGUGGUGUUAUGCAGCCAAUGAGCAUUCAGUGCACUGAAUUUAAAGCAAAUUCUUACAAAAAGCCAAUGCGUGUUUGCAGUCUGUUCUCCGCAGAUAAGUGAAUGCCAUUGGGCUCCUCCGUAGCCACGUGACUCUCAGUGCGUGCAUGUCUUUCUUGGCUUCCUCAUCAGAUCUCCGCUUCCAUUCGAUAUUUUUUUCCUUGCAUCAUUUCAGUUACGCAGCAAAAAUGGCCCACGACUUGGUCUGCUCUACAGAAUUGUAUCAUACUACUACUCCCCUCUCUAUUUUUGACCAUAUAUUGCUCUUUAGCUUCCUAAAUGCAAUGGAAGACAUUAAAAAAGGGAAAUAACCCUGAGAAAAAUCAAUUUAAAGAUUCAUUCUCAGACUUUUAUGGGAUAUCUUUUGCACAGUACUCUGGUUUCACAAAAGGGAUUUGUUUUCCAAAGCAAAUUUUAAAAUACGUUUUUGGGAGGGUCUUGGAAUCCAAACAAGUUAACCUGUUUUAUUCUCAAGAAGGAUAAAGACAAUAAAAGACUUAUUGUUUUGAAAAAAA